Molecule: messenger RNA, 3030 nt
Organism: Effrenium voratum
Lineage: Eukaryota; Dinophyceae; Suessiales; Symbiodiniaceae
Source: the annotation of a GenBank genome assembly
AUGAGACGAGUGGGUUUACUGGUUUGGCAUUUUCUUGUGGUUGGUGCCCUCAACUUCCUGUGGGGUGGCUGCUCUGGCAGCGGACCCCAUGGAAGUGGUCUGAGGACGGCUCGAGGUGAGGAAGCGUCCCAAAGGAUCUGGAAGGCUGUGAAAGCUUUCUGCGACGAGAAGGGGAGCAAAACCGGUGGGGUGCCGAGGACUCCCAGUUUAGACUGGAGGGCAGAGUUAUCAAACAUGAAGCUGUCAUACCAGGGAGAAGUAGUAGAGAAGGCCCGGCCAUUGACCCUGGCUCAGAUUCUGGAUGGGCUGCCUCCUGUGGAGUUUGGGGCAAAGAUCAACUUGUUGGACGUGGUGAGCCCAGAAAUGAAAGAGCAGCUGCUCAACCCCGAGGCUCUACUGCUGGAAGGUGACGAGUUGCCCCCAGAAGUUCCGGAGCCGCGAAUCCAUGCAGAAAAGGAUGAGUGGCAUAAGAUUUGCCGUGCCCUCUAUGAGAGGGGGCUGGUGAGGCCCGUGAAGGACUUUCCCGUCCUCGACGGUCAGACGGUGGUAAACGGAGCCUUCGGAGUGGCGAAGAGUGGGAAAGUCACAGCAGAGGGCCAGGAGGUGCUGCGAUUCAUUUUUGAUUUGAGGGCAAGCAACUCUGUCCUUCGAGUGAUCGAGGGGGACAUCAAAAGUCUCACAGGCGCGGCGGCUUUCCAGAGGAUUGUCCUGGAAGAUAGCGAAGUCAUCCGUCUCUCCGGUGAUGAUUUGGUGAGUGCCUUCUACCUCUUCGAGUUGCCACCCGUGUGGUCCCCUUUCUUGGCGUUGAGGGGUGCCGUACCUUGGCGCGCCCUCGGGAUUGAUGAGCCGGGGGAAACGCACCUGGGGGCAGCGGUACUGCCGAUGGGAUGGAACUCAGCCGUCGGGAUCAUGCAACAUGUUCACCGGAGGCUUGCCCUUGAGGGCCCCCCUCGUGGGGGUGGGCUGCCAUCCUUGCUGGAAAUUCGCAAGGACGCUCCGUUUCCUGCCCGGUAUGAUGGAUGGCACCCGUGGUCUAUUUAUUUGGACGACACCACUGUGUUUGAGGUACUCGAGAGGCAAGUGGCAGAGUCACUGGUGGGCGAGCCGGCAGAGGCCCAGGAGAGAUUGAGGCGAGCCUACGAGUUUUGGGGCAUACCCCGCUCGGAUGCCAAGGCCCUGAAUGGGGUGGCGCGAGCAGAAAGGUUGGGCGCCCUGAUUGAUGGGGAGGAAGGUGUCCUUCGAGGAUCAACAGAGAGGGCCCAGAGAUGGGUGGACCGAAAAGCCCUCCAGAUUUUUGCUGGGAAGGAAGUGCAUACCCUGCAAUUCCGCCGGCCGCUGUUUUCAGUCAUGGACGUGAUUUGGAAACAGAUUGCCAAAGGAGGAGAGCAAGUAGUGCUGAGUGCCGACACCAUCCAGGAGAUACUGUUGUCGGGGAGCCUUCAGCCAAUGCGGUUCACCGAUCUGCGGGCCCAGCUGGACCCCUGCGUCACAGCCUCUGAUGCGAGCGAACAAGGAGGAGGGGCCGUGUAUUCCAAAGGGCUAUCGCGAAGUGGCAUCGAGGAAGCCCCAGAGCUGAUGCGUGGAAAGGAUCGGGAUUGCCGACGCCUCCACCGAAGAGUGUGGCCCUUUGGCGACGAAAAGGUGGACAUCACCAAAGUGAGCAAGAAGGAGUUGAGGACCAUGUUGAAAAGGGUGCCCGGGCUCACCGGGGUGGUGUCAGGCGGAGGGAGUCCUUGCCAAGGCCUGUCGCGCCUGAGCAGCGAGCGGAAACACUUGGGGGACCCAAGGUCCGCGUUAUUUUUCCAGCUGGUGGAAAAGAUGAAGUGGAUCGAAGAGCUGGCGGCGGAGAUGCACAUGUGGUGCCUGUCCUUCGUGGAAAAUGUGGUGGUGGAUGAUGAGGAUGUGGCAGCAAUGAUCGAAGCCUUAGGAUGGACGCCCAUUUUGGCGUGUUCCAGGCACCUCUCCUGGGUGAGAAGGCCCAGGCUCUACUGGUGCCCGGUGAAGCUCAGACCCCGAGUUGGGGUGAGUUUCAGGUCACUGGUGGAAGUGGUGAUGGAGAGUGAGACGGAGCCACUGGAGUUGGUGUUGGACAAGGGCUGGCACUGGCCUUGGGGAGAGAAGGAGAAGGAGGCAUGCGAGGUGAUGAGAUGCGCUGCUGUGGGGAACGCCUUUCACUGCGGUGUGGUAGCCGCUUUGGUAAAUGGAUGGUGUGCAGAAAUGGGGGUUCUGGAAGCCAUCAGCCCAAGGGAAAUUCAGCAGGCCUUUUAUGAGGUGCUGAAAACAGAUGAGAGGACAGUUGAGGAAGAGGAUGACUCAGAGGCAAGUCAUUUGGACACCGCCGAGCGGGUGAUGGAGAGCAAGGUGGAAGAGGAAAGAGCGGCUCUGCGAGGAAAGGCGUCCUUGGUCCUGCCGGUGGAGCAGACUACAAUGGACCGGGAUUUGCCCGCCUACCUGGUAGAGCAGUUCUUGCGCCGCGUGGAGUUCCGCGGCUCCGAUGUCCGAUUGGAUGUCGGAACAAUCUACAGGCCAGAUUGCUUCCCACGAGCAGCAAUCGACGUGUCCCGCUGGAAGUGGGCUGUUUCACAAGAGAACAGCUACGACGUCAUCAUCGUCGACUCCUCCGACCCAGUGGGACCUGCUGAGAAGCUGUUUUCCAAGGAGUUCUACGUGAACGCCCACCGCAUCUUGAAGCCGGGAGGGGUCGUUUGCUCCCAAGGGGAGUGCGUCUGGCUCAACGAGGGGCUGAUUGCGACGAUGGUGAAGGACUAUGGCGCGUGCUUUGCAUCGGCGGAGUACGCCAGUAUUCAGGUGCCUACGUACCCCUCGGGCCAGAUUGGUGCUUUCCUGGCGCGGAAGGCGACUGCUUCUGGAGGCGAGGUUUCCUGCCGCCACCCUCGGAGGGAGCCGGAGGCUAUGGAGCUGCGCUACUACACCCCAGAGAUGCACGCCGCAGCCUUCGCGCUGCCUGCCUUUCUGAAGCGACGACUGGAGGUGCAGGCGACGAAGAAGCGGCGCCUGUCUUGGGAUUGA